AGUUCUGAUGUCCCUGUCUGUGUGUCAUCACUUGCACCAAACAGACCAAUAAAAUAAAGAUAAAAACUUGGUAAAAUUGCCAAUAAUUCAUUAAAUACAGAGUUUAAUCCAAUAAUAAAAUAAACAAAAAGAUUUAACUUGAAUAAAUGGUAAAAUUCAACGUAGAUACAAUGCCAUCACGGUGAAAAAACAUGCAGAACACGGUUAAACGAGAAAAUGGAAGAAGACGAUUAUAAGAUGAGAGACGAACCGAACCAGACGAUCGGCGGAUCUGACCGGAGAGGAGAAGGAACGGCGCUUAAUAUAAAGAGUAUAUAUAAGGGGAGCAAUGAGGCUAGGCCCUACAUCUCUCUUCCCUAAAAAGAGGGGACACUGAGGGAUGAGAUUCAUGUGAGAAUUCAACAAUCGUCAGCUAAGGAUCGGUGAAGAAUGGAGACUCUAAGCUCGCCCUCGAAGACCCUAUUGCUCAUCGGAGCCAUCUCCCUGCUUCUCUUGCAGGUUGUGGCUGUUAAGAGUGUAACACAGACUGAAGUUGACCCCAAGAUCCUUCAGGACAAAAUUGUUAAAACAGUUAAUGGAAACCCAAAAGCAGGAUGGAGAGCUGAUAUGAAUCCGUGGCUCUCAAACUUCACCGUUAGCCAAUUUAAGCAUCUCCUUGGUGUAAAGAAGGCACCAAAGGCUUUAUUGAAGGGCAUUCCUUUGAUUAGUCACCCAAAAAGUUUAGAAUUACCUAAAAGUUUUGAUGCUCGGACAGCUUGGCCUCAGUGUAUCACUAUUGGACAAAUUCUUGAUCAGGGACACUGUGGUUCUUGUUGGGCAUUUGGGGCAGUUGAGUCUUUAAGUGACCGUUUCUGCAUUAAAUUUGGGACGAAUGUGACUCUAUCUGUCAAUGACCUCUUAGCUUGUUGUGGCUUUUUGUGUGGUGAUGGAUGUGAUGGUGGUUAUACCAUAUCAGCAUGGCAAUAUUUGGUGAGAAGUGGUGUCGUUACUUCCGAGUGUGACCCUUACUUUGAUCAAACUGGGUGUUCUCACCCUGGUUGUGAACCAGCAUAUCCCACUCCCAAAUGCCAGAAGAAAUGUGUUAAGGAGAAUCUACUUUGGUCGGAGUCCAAGCAUUUCAGUGUUAAUGCAUACCAAGUCAGUUCUGAUCCAUACAGUAUUAUGGCUGAAAUUUAUACUAAUGGCCCUGCUGAGGUCUCCUUUACUGUCUACGAGGAUUUUGCACAUUACAAAUCAGGAGUCUACAAACAUGUCACAGGCGAGGAAAUGGGAGGGCAUGCUGUUAAACUCAUAGGAUGGGGAACUUCUGAGGAAGGAGAAGACUAUUGGCUCCUUGCCAAUCAGUGGAACAGAAGUUGGGGUGAUGAUGGGUAUUUCAAGAUCCUUCGAGGAACGAAUGAGUGUGGCAUUGAAGAAGAUGUAACUGCAGGAUUGCCUUCUUCAAAGAACCUGGGCAUAGAAUCCAUUCCUGGGGAAGCAGCUUCUCUUGUUGCUUCAGUCUGAGUAAGGGUGAUCCUACCCCAUACUUGCUGCUGCCUUGUAAUUUAAUCCUUGCCCUAUUGAUCUUAAAGUUCAUUUGUGAAAUGGUUUCAGUCUCUCAGACAUGAUGCCUAUAUUUCUGUGUAUAGUUCAAAAACAAAUGUUGUACUGUAACAUUUCCCCUUUCAAGCUUGUUACCGGUACUAUUCACAAGGUCAAGCUUAACUCACUUUGUUCGCUUAUUUUUACUCCUCAUUCCAUAAAAUAAUCUUCUGUCUUGAAAUAAAUACCACUGUCACUA
Messenger RNA from Cuscuta campestris, 1780 nucleotides. NCBI's taxonomy places the organism in Eukaryota, Viridiplantae, Streptophyta, Magnoliopsida, Solanales, Convolvulaceae. The record is from the annotation of a GenBank genome assembly.